Messenger RNA from Oikopleura dioica, 1224 nucleotides. NCBI's taxonomy places the organism in Eukaryota, Metazoa, Chordata, Appendicularia, Copelata, Oikopleuridae. The record is from the annotation of a GenBank genome assembly.
AUGGAAAGCGUGCCGCAGCAAUUGACAAACAGCGAUUUCUUUCAAAAUGAAAAUUCCAAAUCGGCUACCGAAAAAACGGAAUACGACGCUGGCGAAGAAAUAACUGAAGAAGACUUUAUCGACUGGGCAAAAGAAGAGCAUGAUUAUGAACAUGGAUACUUUGUGUGCAAGUGGGUAAAGGAUAGAUCGGCUGUUGUUGAUCAUAAGAAUGUUCCGGAAGAUCUUAUUUGUAACGAAGAGCAUUCCCUGAUGUCUGCGUUCGUGGAACACAGCAAAUCACAUUUGGAAAGAGAUGCAACUGAAACGAACAAUUGCUCCUGGGCCGGAUGCUCUCGCUUCAAAAGCGGCUUCGGCGCCGGCUACAAGCUCGUCAAUCAUUACAGAACGCACACUGGCGAGCGGCCCUUUCGCUGCGAAAUCGGCGACUGUAGAAAGCGAUUUGCGCGCGUUGAGAACAUGCGAAUUCACACGCGCAUCCACACGGGCGACAAACCGUUCUUGUGCAAAUACAACGGUUGUGGCAAGCGCUUCACGAACUCGUCCGAUAGAAAGAAGCACGCUCAUGCGCAUAAUAUCGGCACCUUUCACUGUCCUGUAGAGAACUGCCAGAAAGUCUACGUCCAUCCAUCUUCUUAUCGGAAACAUAUAAACUCGGAGCAUUACGAGCGUCGCCACGAGUUCAAUUUCGAAGUCUCCAACGCCUUCAAAUCAACGGAAGAAAAGAUCAAAAAGGAGCCGCUAGACGAAUCUGUAAACGAUAGCAGAACAAGCAUCGGAUCAGGCUGCUCAACGCCAGAUACAAAUUCAAUGAAACGACCCUAUUCAAGUAGCUCUCGAUCGAAUUCGCCAGAUGAAAAGCGAGCAAAAUCAAAUUUACAAAGCGACAUUGUCGAAGAGUACUUGAAACAAAUUAGCGCCUUUCAACUUCAAAAAUUGAGAGAAAUUUCAUUAUCGCUCAAUGCUAACCCUUACCAGUGUGGUAUUUGUAUAAAACGAUUUCCAGCUAAAGGACAAUUAGUAGAUCACUACGAAAUAGAACAUUGUUAUCCAGAGUACAAUUGCAUGAAAUGCAGUGCAACCUUCAAGGACGAAAGCGCCCUCCUUCUUCACGCAGUUUCCUGCGCCGGCAGAAGUUUCGACAUGUGCGCCCAUUGUCCUCAAAUUUUUCCACCAGACAAACCUCUUGAAAAAUUCCUUCACAUAAGAAGUCACCUUACCUCCUAG